CUGAAAAAAAAAAACUAUAAUACAAAUGGCUUCCGCUACGCAAUAUUGAACUUGUUAUAUUGUUUAGCGUUACAAUUGUAUUCUACAUUAGAAUCUAUUCUCAUUAUAUUGCAACUGAACUAGUAGCUUUUAGUGAAGUGUCGGCAUUUGAAAUAUUUGUGUUUAUUUCACCGUACAUACGUUUAUCUUGUAUUUAUUGGAAUGCGUUUGCUAAAGUUGUGAGUGUGAAAAAAUAACAUGACUCAGUUCUUGCCGCCGAAUUUGCUCGCGCUGUUCGCGGCGCGGGACCCUAUCCCGUAUUUGCCGCCGGCAGCGAAGCUCCCGCAUGAGAAGAAACAAAAGGGCUACGAUGGCGUUGGUGCAUUUCUCAAUAUAUUUGAGCACCCGUCGGAGACGCCGCCGCCGACGCGCGUGGAGACGCGCGAGGAGCGGCUGGAGCGGCGGCGGCGCGAGCGCGCCGAGCACGCCGCCUACCGGCUCGAGCAGCACAUCGCGCUGUGGCAGCCCGCCGCCGCCGCCGCCGCCGCGCCCGCCGCCACCGCCGACCCCUUCAAGACGCUCUUCGUCGCGCGCAUCAAUUAUGACACAUCGGAGUCGAAACUACGGAGAGAGUUCGAAGGAUAUGGACCAAUCAAAAAGAUAUGCAUGGUAUACAACAAGGAGAACAACAAGCCGCGCGGCUACGCCUUCAUAGAGUACGAGCACGAGCGCGACAUGCACUCGGCAUACAAACACGCGGACGGUAAGAAAAUCGACGGCAAGCGUGUGCUGGUGGACGUGGAGCGCGCGAGGACCGUGAAGGGCUGGCUGCCGCGGAGACUUGGCGGCGGGCUGGGCGGCACGCGGCGCGGCGGCGCGGACGUGAACAUCAAGCACUCGGGCCGCGAGGACAACGAGCGCGAGCGCGAGCGCUACCGCCUCGAGCAGCGCGACCGCGACCACCAUCACCGCGCCGACCGCGCAGGCGCUGGCGGCGCUCGGCGGCGGUCUCGCUCGCGCUCCCGCAAGCGUUCGCGCUCGCGCUCGCGGCGCCGCGAGCGGCCGCGGGACGCCGACGACGACAGACGGCGACGGCGCUCGCGCUCGCGGUCGGAGCGGCGGCGCGCGCGGCGCGACCAGGAGCGCGACAAGAGGCGCGCGCGCCGCGACCGCGAGCGCCGCGACCACAAGCUCAAGCCCGAGCACGUCAAGGUCAAGCAGGAGCCGCUCGACGACUACCCGGUGUUCAGCCUGCAGCCGCUGGACGUGCAGAUCAAGCAGGAGCCGCACGACGACGAGAACAAGUACAACCCGGAGGAGGCGAACGGAGACGACUACGCGUACUGAGCGGCGGCCGCCGACCAUGGACGCUCUAUGCUUACAUUAUAUGGAUACAGCGGCCACUGGCAAAAGCGGCUCAACAUUGCACCAGCUCGGCUUUUUCUAUCAGUGUUCUAUAUACUUCACGCGAUGUACCUUGACGUGUACCUAUGUUUAAUUAUUUAAUAAACAAAAAAUGAGAG
Messenger RNA from Galleria mellonella (greater wax moth), 1502 nucleotides. RefSeq names its product U1 small nuclear ribonucleoprotein 70 kDa (gene snRNP-U1-70K). Gene Ontology annotation, molecular function: U1 snRNA binding; mRNA binding. Gene Ontology annotation, cellular component: precatalytic spliceosome; U1 snRNP; U2-type prespliceosome. Gene Ontology annotation, biological process: mRNA splicing, via spliceosome. Bases 238 to 1326 code for a protein of 362 amino acids. The transcript is spliced from 9 exons. Lineage: Eukaryota; Metazoa; Arthropoda; Insecta; Lepidoptera; Pyralidae. The record is from RefSeq and is a predicted model, not a curated record.